CAGACAGGCGGGGUCCUUGCUCGUACUGGAGGUGACAUUCAGUCGUUUUAGCACUUAGCACAGACGGGUCAACAUGGCACAGGCAGUGCAGAAACUGGUCGCUAAAGUACCAACUCUGGUUGGUGCCGCUGUCACCUUCUCCAAACCUCGACUAGCCACCUUCUGGCACUACGCCCGUGUUGAGCUUGUCCCCCCGUCCCCUGCUGAGAUCCCCAAGGCCAUCGAGGGGGCAGCGAGCCUCCUGAAGGGGCUUCAGUCAGGACGUCUCGGUCAAACCACAGUGAAGGAUGCUUUCAGGAAUGGAUUGGUCGCCACCGAAGUGUUGAUGUGGUUCUACAUCGGAGAGUGCAUCGGCAAACGAGGCAUCAUCGGUUACGAUGUCUGAGUCUUGGACUGUUGUACUUUUUUUUUUUUUCUUUUUGAGUGCUGUACGCUCAACUUCCUGCAAAAAUCCUGGGAACCAAUAAACAAUGUCUAUUGUAUAUAAAACAA
Messenger RNA from Labrus bergylta (ballan wrasse), 492 nucleotides. Its product is annotated as ATP synthase subunit g, mitochondrial. The record is from RefSeq and is a predicted model, not a curated record. Lineage: Eukaryota; Metazoa; Chordata; Actinopteri; Labriformes; Labridae. Gene Ontology annotation, biological process: proton motive force-driven ATP synthesis. Gene Ontology annotation, molecular function: proton-transporting ATP synthase activity, rotational mechanism.